This is a messenger RNA of Lodderomyces parapsilosis, 465 nucleotides long. RefSeq lists its product as uncharacterized. The transcript has a single exon. The coding region runs from base 1 to 465 and encodes 154 amino acids. Gene Ontology annotation, biological process: sterol biosynthetic process. Gene Ontology annotation, cellular component: endoplasmic reticulum membrane; intracellular membrane-bounded organelle. Lineage: Eukaryota; Fungi; Ascomycota; Pichiomycetes; Serinales; Debaryomycetaceae. Gene Ontology annotation, molecular function: heme binding. The record is from RefSeq and is a predicted model, not a curated record.
AUGUCACGUUCAUCUAGGCGAGAUUACUACUCCCUUCAAGAAAUCAAGAAACAUGAUCAACCAACUGAUUUAUGGAUGGUAUUAUACAACAAAGUCUAUGAUGUUACUGAUUUCUGCAAGUACCAUCUAGGUGGAAUAGAAGUGUUGUAUGACUGUGGUGGCUCUGAUGCUACACAAGCAUUUGAAGAUGUUGGACAUUCUGAUUUUGCUGUUGAAAUGCUACAACCGUAUUUAAUUGGUCAAGUUGUACCUGACGAACAAAGAGAGUACCACAAACUACCAGCAGAAGAGCCCUUCACUGAUUCUACAGAUGUCAUUGAAUCGAUUAAUUUUGAUGAACAAGAAGUUGAAAAAUUGAAUGAAUAUGUUGUACGAAGAGUUAAAGAGUCAACUAAUUUGACGGUAUUGACAUUUGUGGCUCUUUCUUCAUUCAUUUUACUAGUUUUAAUUCAUAUCCAUAGGUGA